Rhodamnia argentea is the source of this 2088-nucleotide messenger RNA. Its product is annotated as protein WVD2-like 6. The transcript has 9 exons. Gene Ontology annotation, molecular function: microtubule binding. The coding region runs from base 419 to 1681 and encodes 420 amino acids. The record is from RefSeq and is a predicted model, not a curated record. NCBI's taxonomy places the organism in Eukaryota, Viridiplantae, Streptophyta, Magnoliopsida, Myrtales, Myrtaceae.
CUCUCUCUCUCUCCCUCUCUCUCUCAAGUGACCUGGCAAAAAUGGAUUUGAAACCCACUGCAACUGCUAUUUGUUGCUCCAUGUCCCUCCAACAGUGACAGACACCUCUCCCUGCUUUCCAUUUCAAGCACACCCACGAUCCAUCACUCCACAGUUCAUAGACCCACGAUUGAGUCCCGAGAUAAAGGCGAGGACUUCAAAAUUUCGAAUUUUGAUUGCUGGGUUCUUGCCCAUUUCCGUUCUUCCCCCAGAUCUCCAAACUCUCGCUGCAGAUCUUCCCCUUUUGUCCGUCGGAGGCCGUCGAUGGAGCUCUGAUUGCUUCCCUCCAGUUCUGGCUUUCAGGAACUUCCAAGUCCCUGUGCCCUUUUGGUUUCACAUUGCGUCAAGGCUUCUAGUAUAGCUCAACAUCAACAGUCCUAUGGAUAUUGACGACACCAUUGCUGAUAAUGGUUUUGAGACGGUCCCUCAGCACAGACUUCCGGCCUGCAAAGGAGAGAGUACAGUUCCAACUGAUUUUGAUGGGGUCACAGAUGAGACUGGUGCAAUUGCAUCUGUAAAUAAAAGCUUAGAAAGUGUUGAGUUAGAUCAGUCUGAUGCAAACAAGUCAUCGCCUGGGGACUUAAAGGAGGGACCUGCCAACAUUCCUAAGGAAGGAGACAAUUUUGAUUCAGACCAUGCAAAACGUGUGAGAAGCCAGAGGAGUCAAGGAACCAAAAACAAUUACAAACCUACUGUGAAAAAUGUGCUGGCACCUGGAGCAAAGAAGAACAAAGAUGAAAAGGAAGCAAAAGCAGUUCGAAAUGGCAAUGCUCCUCCAAAUUCCAGUGUAGAGAAGCCUAUUAAAAGCAAACCAUUAAAUGAUAAGCAGCCUCAUCUACCUAAGCAAGCUGGAAAAUCUUAUAUAGAUUCUUCAAAAGGCCUGAGCGGGGUUAAAAAAGAGAACCCUUUGAAAGAAGGAUCCGUCAUCGAACCUGAUGGGAUUCCACAAUCUUCCCCAAACCUUACCGCAGCUGAUGUUGGAACCCGUAGAGUGGGUGCACUUCCGAACUAUGGGUUCAGCUUUAGGUGUGACCAAAGGGCUGAAAAAAGGAAAGAGUUCUACUCAAAGCUUGAGGAAAAGAUUCAUGCAAAGGAAGUAGAACAGACGACCUUGCAGGCUAAGUCCAAGGAAACUCAAGAAGCUGAGAUGAAGAUGCUGAGGAAGAGUUUGAACUUUAAAGCCACACCUAUGCCAAACUUCUACCAAGAACCUUCACCGCCUAAAGUUGAGUUGAAAAAGAUACCCCCAACAAGAGCUAGAUCUCCCAAGCUCGGGCGAAGGAAGAGCUCGCCUACCGAGGAGUUUGAAAAAAAUGGCCAUGGAAACCGUCCAUCUGAUCGUUUAAGCCUCGACGAGGAAGUGUCGAGAAACCAACCAUCUAGAGUGCCGCCCAUCAAAUCAAAGAAGCCCAUUCGGAAAUCGCUCCCUGUACUGCCUUCUGAGAAAAAUAAGCCAUCUAGUGUGAGGAUCAAAAGCGCCGAGUCUCAAGCAACUCAUACGCAAGAAACUGGCAAUAGAGCACAUAAGCCACUUCAGGUGGAUGACUCCCCUAGUGACCAUACGCCAAUCCUGGAUGAGCUAGUCAAGCCAACUAUAGCACAAGAAGGGACAGAAUCAGGCGUUAUGCAGGAGCAGCAAUAGAGCUAGAUUGAACUUUUUAGAGCCUUCAACUUGGCAAGAACAGGACCACAAGGAUUACUGGGAUAAUUAUGCCUGAGGUAUGGAAGAUUUGCGGAAGAGUCGUGAGUUCUGGCGUCUUUUUGUCUGUGGAAGCAUUGGGUUGUUUUGUUUUGUACUGUUCUUGGGAUUGCUGGUUAUCGUAAGAAAUUCUGCAUUCCUGCACCUUUGUAAGUUGCUGAUUUCCCAGUGCUCUCUUUGCAUUAGCAUUCUUUGGUUGCCUGCCUCACUACUGAAAAAUACAGCAAUAGUAGGAAUAUCAGUCGCUGUGAAGUUUAGUGUCGGACCAAUUUGUUGAGCCAGUUGGGGCGUGACAAUUGGAUAUUGUACCUAUGUUUUCGAGAUUUCUUAUUGGCUAUAUGAGUUGGUUA